AUGGUUAUCAUUCACGACGUUGACUAGAGCGGUAUAACCAUCAAGGGCAGGCAGUUACGCAUGCAGAGGCCGUUGAAGAAAGUGCAGAUAACAUUAGGAGAGGCAGCCGCCCUUGGAGCACACCUGGAGGUAUGCACUAAUCGGCCAAGGCAUAGGCUAGCUGAUAUUAACUGGCACAAUGGGCCGAGGUGCCCAUCGGUCCCAUCGCCUAUGCUACGGUUCAUUAUACCCCUCUUCACGGAAAUUAUCAUCCAUCACACGCUCCGCGGCGGCUAA
This is a messenger RNA of Nezara viridula (southern green stink bug), 276 nucleotides long. NCBI's taxonomy places the organism in Eukaryota, Metazoa, Arthropoda, Insecta, Hemiptera, Pentatomidae. The record is from the annotation of a GenBank genome assembly.